Phytomonas sp. EM1 is the source of this 975-nucleotide messenger RNA. Lineage: Eukaryota; Euglenozoa; Kinetoplastea; Trypanosomatida; Trypanosomatidae. The record is from the annotation of a GenBank genome assembly.
AUGUCCCUAAAGCAAAAUCCAAAUGGGCUUGAAACCCAUGAAAAAACACCUCAACAGGUACCAAGUUACCACACAGGUAACUACGAAGUGAACUACAUUGCCGUGGGUGUCCUUUGUAUACCGUUGGUCUUAACCAUUGGUGCAGCUCUGAUGGGGGUUCCGUUGCAGUGGAAAACUUUAUGUGUUGCCUUUUUCUUUUACAUUUUUAACGGCAUGCUUGGAAUCACAGUUGGUUAUCAUCGCCUCUUUUCCCAUCGCUCUUAUACAGCGUCCCGCUUUUGGGAGUGUUUGUGUGCUUUUGCAGGGGCUGGUGCUUUUGAGGGCUCUAUCAAAUGGUGGGGCCGGAACCAUCGCAUUCACCACCGUUAUGUGGAUACUGACAAGGAUCCUUACAAUGCGAAGCGGGGAUUUAUCUUCUCCCAUUUUGGCUGGAUGGUUAUGAAGCAGAACUACUCUCUUCUGGGGAAGGUUGAUAUAACGGACUAUAAGUACAACAAAGUGGUCCAGUUCCAGCAUAGACAUUUCUUCCCAUUAGCUGUUAUCUCUGGAAUAAUUUUGCCGACAUUGAUCUGUGGUUUGGGCUGGGGCGAUUGGCUGGGUGGCUACUUUUACGCCUCUCUCGCUAAGAUCGCCUUUGUUCAUCACAACACCUUCUUCAUCAACAGUUUGGCUCAUACCAACCUUUUCGGUGCCAAGCAGAACUUUUCUGACCUUCACAGUUCUCAUGAUUCGGCUCUUUGUGCACUUGUGACAUUUGGUGAAGGCUACCACAACUUUCAUCACGAAUUUGCGAAUGAUUACCGCAACGGUAUUCGAUGGUAUCAUUUUGAUCCAACUAAAUGGACUAUUUGGCUGGGUUCUCGUCUGGGCCUAGUUAAAAACCUUGUGUACACUCCAGAGGAUGUCAUUGAGAGAAACCGUAACAUGAUGCUUAAGAAGAGGGCUGAGGCGAAAAUGAAUAAGCAGAGCUCGUAA